AUUGUAUUAAUUUUAAUGGAAUUUAAGAUUUAUCUUUGCCAAUCAGAAAUGGCUUGGCGCUAGCCAGCCCUAGGCUAAUCCAAAAUUCCAGUAUUUUCCAGCACUAGACACAGUUGACAAUCAAAUUCAAUUGGAACUAUCCGAAACUAAUUAAAUCGAGACUCGUUUACCGCGGCACAGCUGCGCGUAGUUCAAGUUGAAGCACCGAGCCGAGCAGUAGACCUCCCCAGUGGGUAGUGCAACGUACAGAACUUAGAAUACUCAAAGAAGCUCAAAGUACAAUCAGAGCGCAUACCAAUUAGGCUCACCUGUUGACCUGUGAAACAGAAAAGGCAAAAAAAGCAACCAGGAGUAAAGCAGAAAGAAAAAAAACUGGAAAAUGGAGAUAAUUAUACGUAUUUUCGGCUUUAUACUCUCCUAUCUGGCGCUGAUGAUCAAUCGAUUCUUGGAAUACAUGAUUUACCGAAAGCAACCCGAUUUCCCAGCCAUACGGAAUCGCCUGCUGCUGAAGUCCGCUGUGGAGCUGACGACGGAAUUGCGACGCGGACAGAUCACCUCUGAGCAGCUGGUCAGCCUGUAUAUUGCACGUGUGCGUGAUGUGAAUCCGUCGCUGAAUGCGGUCAUCGAGGACCGUUUCGACGAGGCCCUGGAGGAGGCCAGGCACGCGGACAAGCUGAUUGCCGAGGCAUCCAAAGACUACGAUCGCGUUGCGCUCUUCACGCGCUAUCCACUGCUGGGCAUACCCUUCACCGUGAAGGAAUCAUGCGGGCUAAAGGGACUUUCGUAUGCCGUGGGCAGCGUCAUACGCAAGGGCUUAAAAGCGCCCAAGGACGGCGAGGUUGUGCAGCUGGUGCGCGCUGCUGGCGCCAUUCCGCUGCUCGUCUCGGCCACGCCCGAGUUCUGUAUGAGCUUCGAGACGAAUACGGUGGCAAAUGGCCGCUGCAUGAAUCCCCACAAUCUGACACUGUCCACGGGCGGCUCGUCGGGCGGCGAAUGCGCCUUGAAUGCCAGCGGCGCCUCCGUGUUCGGCAUUGGCUCGGACAUUGCCGGCUCCAUACGGCUGCCGGCCAUGUUUUGCGGCGUCUAUGGCCACAAGCCGACGGGCGGACUCACCUCGAUCAAGGGCCACUUUCCCUACUCGCUGACCGACGAGAACCUGCCCAAUUAUCUGCAAAUGGGACCCAUUACGCGUUUCGCCAGCGACAUGCCGCUGCUGCUCGAGAUUAUGGCGGGCGACAAUAAGCACAAGCUCAAAAUGGAUGAGCCGGUGCCGCUCAACGAACUCAAAAUAUACUACUCCUAUGGUUAUCCGGGCAUAAACGGCUUGACGCAUCCGUACGUAAAUGAUGAAAUCAAAAUGUGCAUUGUGCGUGCCCUGAAAUGCUUCGCCAAGGUGGGCAUUGAGUCGACACAACUGGAUUUUAGUUUUUUGGACAACAUUUAUGAGAUGUCGAUUGUGGCUCUAGUCGAUCUGAAGGGUUUGCCCAGCGUUAUAACACAGCAAGCCGAUCGACCGCCGAGCAUGCGCCUCCUGGCCAUGGAGAUGUUCAACAGCAUCAUUGGCCAUUCGCUGUUUACCAAGGAGGCGUUAUUUCUGGAGCUGAUGCAGCGUCUCAAUGGCUUGAUAGCCAGCAAUAAAAUGCAACAGUAUCGUGAUGAAAUUGAGAAGGUCAAGACGUAUCUAGCGGAAUUGCUGGGGGAUCGCGGCGUUCUGUUUCUGCCCACCUUCCACUCGACUGCUCUGAACUUUCAUACUUCCUUGUUCAAUAUCACGGGCAUUGACAGUCUGCUGCUCUUUAAUGUGUUGGGUUUUCCGGCAACGCACGUCACCAUGGGCCUGAGUAUGCGUGGCAUGCCUAUUGGAUUUCAGGUGAUAGCGGCUCCUUAUCAGGACAAGCUUUGCCUGCAAAUCGCCAGUGAAAUAGAGGUAGCUUUUUGUGGCUGGACAUCGCCGGUGCUGCAUCAGCUUACAUUUCCAGAUUCCCAGUGACAAAUUUAUAGACAAAUAAGAGUAACGGUUAGUUAAGGUUACGGUUCAGUUGAUAUUUGCAAUAAAAACGAAAUUUGCUUCAAAUAAUAA
Molecule: messenger RNA, 2080 nt
Organism: Drosophila hydei
Lineage: Eukaryota; Metazoa; Arthropoda; Insecta; Diptera; Drosophilidae
Product: fatty-acid amide hydrolase 2-B
Exons: 6
Coding region: 380-1990 (536 amino acids)
Source: RefSeq, a predicted model, not a curated record